Chiroxiphia lanceolata (lance-tailed manakin) is the source of this 5844-nucleotide messenger RNA. It is a transcript of the gene ARSK, whose product is annotated as arylsulfatase family member K. Lineage: Eukaryota; Metazoa; Chordata; Aves; Passeriformes; Pipridae. Bases 1025 to 2500 code for a protein of 491 amino acids. The record is from RefSeq and is a predicted model, not a curated record. The transcript is spliced from 9 exons.
UAGCUCUCCAGCACCUCCGCGGGGCGGAAGUCUCGCUUGGGAUUACAAGGGCAGGCCUGCUGUGUCUCAGAGACACUCGGUAACCUUUAGUGUUUCAAACCAAACUCGCCUUUCUUCCAGGAAUGUGUUCCAUGCUUGCAUCUGAUUCAUUACAAUAGUCAGAAACCUCUGCACAGGUGGUUCCUCCGGUCUGGUGUGAUACGUACAGCUUGUCACCACAACUUGGGGUGGAGAGGGGCAUGUCAGCAGUACUGCAGGGCACAGCAGCUGCUACUGGAGCAGAGCUGGUGUGUGAAGUGAAUGCUCUUCUGUUGACUUGUAAAGCCGAAAAGAAAGUCACUUUAAACCCUGUUAUCCUUGCUAUUGUAAAUCAUAAGAACAUUAGGUGUCCUCAAGAGAUGAGAUAGAGAAUUUCUAUAUUCACAGAUGAAAUGACUGACUAUUGAUUUACUCAGGCCCUUAUAAGGUAUAACAACACAAUAAACUUGUCAGAUGUGUAUCUACAGCUAAAAGAAUAGAGGAAUCAGUAGGUAUCUAGUGGCUUCAUUACAGUGAUUUAUUGAUGCAUUUGUUUUAACACCCAGACAGGUAGAAAAGACUUUUUUUUUUUUUUUUCCACUAACUAAUACUAAGUAUCUUUCCUUGGACACACCUAAAGACAGCACAUUUUUCACACUUUUCUCACCAUGCUUCUAAUUGCCCGCCCAGCACACUGGAAGUGCUUUGAUGUAGGUUUUACUCUGAGGAGCCUUGGUUUCUCUGCCUCAUAUGAGCUCUCCUUACUAUGGAAUCAAAUAUAAGCUCUGUGGUAUUACUUCCAAAGACUUUCAUAUCAUCACUUCUCAUUCAAUGUUGAGAAGUCUUGAUUCCUGGCCUUCUCAGAAUUCCAUCCUUGACUGCACAGAACACUUGACUUCUUGCCUGCUGCCUGAGCUUCUUGGGAUGAAUUCUUCCUAAAUAUUUGGUAUGUCAAAACCUACAAAUCCUACAUAAUUCUUAGAGGGCAUGUUUCCAGAAAUAGCUGAUGAGCUUGCAGGAUGGACGCUUGACAUUUUUUCCAGGAAAUCAGACUGUGGAUUUACCUUCCGUAAAUUUUAUGAAAAGAUAUGGCACUGUCUUUCUCAAUGCCUAUACCAAUUCUCCAAUUUGUUGUCCUUCGCGUGCAGCUAUGUGGAGUGGUCUUUUCACCCAUUUAACAGAAUCUUGGAAUAACUUCAAAGGUCUAGAUCCAGGUUACAUAACAUGGAUGGAUCUCAUGGAGAAGCAUGGCUACUACACACAGAAGUUUGGGAAAUUGGACUAUACUUCUGGACAUCAUUCAGUUAGUAACCGUGUGGAAGCUUGGACUAGGGAUGUUCACUUCCUGCUCCGGCAAGAAGGGAGACCCAUGGUAAAUCUUACAGGUGAUAGGAAGCAGGUUAGAGUGAUGGAAGCAGAUUGGCGGAAUACUGAUAAAGCAGUAAACUGGAUAAAGGAAGAAGCUGUUAACCUUACUCAACCAUUUGUUCUUUACUUGGGACUAAAUUUACCACAUCCAUACCCAUCACCCUAUGCAGGAGAAAAUUUUGGAUCCUCUACAUUUUUAACAUCUCCCUAUUGGCUUGGAAAGGUAACCUAUGAAGCUAUUAAAAUACCCAAGUGGUCUUCUCUCUCCGAGAUGCAUCCAGUAGACUAUUACUCAUCAUACACCAAGAAUUGCACAGGAGAGUUUACAGAGGAAGAAGUGAGAAAUAUUAGAGCAUUUUAUUAUGCUAUGUGUGCAGAGACAGAUGCCAUGCUGGGUGAGAUUAUUUCAGCUCUCAGAGAUACCGGGCUUCUUAGAAAAGCAGUCCUUAUAUUCACUGCAGACCAUGGAGAACUUGCUAUGGAACAUCGUCAGUUCUAUAAAAUGAGCAUGUAUGAAGGAAGUUCCCAUGUUCCUCUUUUAGUUAUGGGGCCAGGUAUAAAAGAACAGCAGGAAAUACCAAAUGUAGUAUCUCUUGUGGAUAUAUAUCCUACUAUGCUUGAUAUAGCAAGAAUUCCUGUCCCACAAAACCUCAGUGGAUAUUCUCUUAUACCGCUGCUACAUAAAAAGACUGAGAGUAAAGUGUCACCAAGAGGACCUCGGCCCUCUUGGGUGCUGAGUGAGUUCCAUGGGUGCAACGUGAAUUCUUCUGUGUAUAUGCUGCGAACUGGCAAAUGGAAAUAUAUCGCGUACUCAGAUGGCUGUUCAGUACUGCCACAGCUAUUUGAUCUUACUGCUGAUCCAGAUGAGCUAACAAAUGUUGCCAUAAAAUUCCCAUUAAUUGUACAUUCCUUGGACAAAAUACUCCGUUCUAUAGUAAACUAUCCAAAGGUUUCUUCUUCUGUUCAGGAGUAUAACAAACGACAGUUUAUCAGUUGGAAACAAAGUUUGGGUCAGAAUUACUCAAGUGUUAUUGCGAACCUUAGGUGGCAUCAAGACUGGUUAAAGGAACAAAAAAAAUAUGAGAAUGCAAUUGACAAAUGGCUUGGGGAGUAGACAGAAACAACCUGGAUUUAAUAUGACUGAGGGUAUGAAAACGCUAUGCAUUUGUAAUAUUAUACUGUAUUUCAAGUAUUAGAAUUAUUGUCUUAUAUAAGCUAUUGAAAGUAAAGAUUCCCAAACAGUUACUGCUUUGCGUUAGGGAACUAAGAGCAUUUUAUAUAAUGCCAGCAUAACAAAACUAGUGUUUUAGAUGUUAUUGUUCUCUAACACUUAAAUGUACACAGCAAGGGUAAUGUGUAAAUACUAAUUCUGUGUAUGGAAUAUUUAGCUGAUUACAAAAAUACAGAGUAUUAAGCAUUAAAACUCAGUAGGAAUUUCCAUUUAUAAAGAUGGAGUAAAGAUUAUAAAAUCUAGUGAAGUAAGCUACCAGUUACAGUGGAAUUUGUCAGAUUGAUUAUAGGUCCACAUUAAAUACACAUUCAUCCACUUAAGAGAAGCUAUAGCAGUUAAAAUAUAAUCAAAAAUUUAAUAACGAGUACUGGUCUGAACAUAGAUGCAGUUUAUUCAAGUGUCGGCAUUCCUGUAUCAUAUACAUGAGACUCUCCAUCUUUUCAACAUCUGACUGCUAACCUCUUGCAUUUAGAUCUGGUACUUAACACUCCCUGCUUGUUUAAAAAUUUUAUAAUGUGCAUAGGCUCCUAAUUGCAUAUGUGGAGGGGAAUCUGAUCUCUGGUCACGGUUGGAAAAUAGAACAAAAAGCCAAACUCAAAAAUCCUCUGACCAAAUCUGCGGGUAGAGUAGUUCUUUGAAAGGUGAUAGUGUGAUUUGCAUAGCAUAAGAUGAAAACUGCAUCUCUGUUAUGCAGUUAGAUUUUGCAAAUAAAUGCUUGUUAGGAUCCCAUUAUUAAAAGAUGCCUCUGCCCGAAUUAAGAUGCAAAUGAGACCAUGUGCCAAAGUCAACAGUAUGGUUUUAUUUAGCAGUAAAUAUGAGGUAGAGAGAGAGAUAGAAAUAGAAAGAGAGAGAGAGAGAGAGAGAGAAAGAGAGAGACAGAUUAAGUAGAAAGAUAAAGGUAAAGAUAAAGAUAUCAUCACCACAUGGAUUCUAACAGGGUCUCACUGGUCCUUCUGGUCUUCUCGGUGAUGAGGGUCCCAAUGUCGUGCUUUUUGGGUACCGCUUUUAUGCAGUCCAAGCCCCAGAUAUUCACAGGGAGUCUUGGAUGUUCCCACAACUUGGGAUGGCGUGAGUGUAAGCAGUUGUUUUCUUUCUCACAGCUUGCACAGUGGAAUUUUGUCCAGUGUGCUAAUUUCAAACCUUUACCUUCAUUUAUGUCUAUAAUCAAUGCUUUCCUUUCUCACCAUUUUCCACAGUGGGAAUCUUUGUUCGCGUACGUUACCCAGAUCUGUCUUACCAGACCUGGUUCUUAUCACAAGUUCCAGUAGUGGUGGCUUAUCUUAUGGAAAUUUCCUUCUUUGACAGUGUUUUGAAACAAUUCAUAGCAUUCUUUAAGUCCUGUCGAUGCUUUAAUGUGCAUCAAUGAGUGGAGAACUGAAACCUAAAAUACAAACAGAGAAGACGGAAUUGAAGCUUACAGGAAGAGUUAACAUAAAAAUACUAUUUCCCAUUUUUCCAGGGAUGUGACGAAAAACCAAAGUAGUUUUGGAAGAAGGUAGAAUUUAGAUAGUAAUUCUUCUGCUUAAGGAGAAAUAUAAUUAUAGCAGCACUUAAGUUUGCUUAUUCUUGAUAACGGUGCUUGCUGCUAUAGUACCAAUUCAGAAUGACAUGCUUAAUACAUAAAUCCUUUUCUAAAUCUGUAAUUAAAUACCUAGCAGUAGCAGUAAGCUAGUAAGACUAAACAUAAAAAGGACACAUAUUUUCUGAUGGCUAAGCACUCCACGCGCAUUCCAUAAACAACUUACCACACUGGAAUUAGGUAUAUACUGAUGAGGGUUUUAACUAUUUUCUGUCUUUGUGUCCACAGAACAUUACUGCUAACCUUAUACAAUUUGCUGCUAUGGCAGAAUUUUAUUUUUUUAUUAUAUAUCAUAGGCAAGGAGCAAACUAAUAGUUAAAAAAGCCUUCAAACUCUGUAGCAUAUGCCAUGAUAAAUCUGGUUAAAAUGAGUUCAGGUAGGGAUGAAAUUACUUAAAAUAAAUGGGCUGCAUACUUAGAGAAAGUAUUUAUGUCCAUAUGAAUAUUUGUUCAAGAGGGAGAAGAAUAAAGAAAUUGAUUGCUUUCCAGAGAUCUGAACAAAGUGCAGUACAUUGUACAGAAUACAGUAAAAUAAAAUUACGGUGAACUGAAUGUGUUUUGGGUGUUAUUUUUUUAAUGCCUGAAUGUUUAAGAAAUUAUUAGGGGAAAUUGUAUUUUGUCACUUCUGUGGACAGUGCUUUCUUUGAAGACAUGAGCUUUUAAGAUGCACUAAUGUUAGGUUUACAAAAGUGCCAUUUUGAGGUACUUUCUGAAAUGGAAGAAAAAUUGGGAAAAAAACCUUCUUGCAACUACAUCUUGUGUCACAGACUGUCUAAAGAAGCCCAGUGCAUGGGGGCAGGCUUCCAGACAAUGCAGGAGACACUGGAGCUACCAUGUCAGGAAGUAGGGAUGCUUGUUUGCAAGGUGAUACUAUGGUAUGUGAGUCAACAAGUAGCAGACUGUGAGUCAACAGUAGGCACUCAUUAUGCCUACAUUAGUACUUCUUGUAUAUAGUCUUCUUAAAAUGCUUGUUUAAAAAGAAAAUGUUGACUUGUUAAAAGAAAAACUUUUGACUUUUGCAAGUUAUUUGUUAUUUAUGUGUGAACCUUUGUUCUGAAGAGCAAGAGAGAGAAAGGAAAAGCCCCUUACCACCUUCCUGUAUCUGUUCACAAUAAAUACUAUGUCUAUGUUGGUUUAGAACUGAGCUAAUUUAAGUAUAAAACAGAUGGAUUUAACAAUACGGUUGUAUUCAGUUACUGUGUUAGUUAUGCUUAUGCAUCUGCAUUAUUGUAACAUUAAUCAAAUGAGGUGUGCAGCAUGCAAGGCUGGCCAGCUAACAAAGGAAAAAAUCUGUUUUUCAAACAUUCCCAGUGAGUUAUGCAGUGUUAACACUGAAGAGAGACUGUGGAGUGAAAGACUGUGGCUGGAAUGCCAACAGGUUCAAACUUAUUGAUUAGAUGUAUUCAGGUCAACACAGCCUUCUGAGACAUACCUGAGGGGCUACCAAGGGCGUUGGCCUGGUCAGCUUCUGCUGAGAGAGGUACCAUUGUUCUGACGAACAAAAAUGUAUUUUUGUAAAUACAAGGUCCUUGUGGUCGCUAAAGAGGUAAGAGACUGCCACUGUGAAUUUUCCAAGAAAUCACAUAAAAAUAAUACUCUGCUGCCUUUGUCAGGAUAACUAGCCUAGCUGUUAAAAAAAAAAAAAAAUG